Messenger RNA from Fonsecaea pedrosoi CBS 271.37, 711 nucleotides. RefSeq lists its product as uncharacterized. Bases 1 to 711 code for a protein of 236 amino acids. Lineage: Eukaryota; Fungi; Ascomycota; Eurotiomycetes; Chaetothyriales; Herpotrichiellaceae. The record is from RefSeq and is a predicted model, not a curated record. The transcript has 3 exons.
AUGUACGGUCAAGCUGCGAACGAGGCCGUCCAGCGAGGAACCCCCCAGGGCCAGGCAGCCCAGGGCGAGGCAUCGCUAAAGAAAGCUCCCCCCUUGGUCCCGGGAUGCGACCACUUGAGAACUAUGUACGGUCAAGCUGCGGAGGCCGUCCAGCGAGGAACCCCCCAGGGCCAGGCAGCCCAGGGCGAGGCAUCGCUAAAGAAAGCUCCCCCCUUGGUCCCGAAACCCGAUUACCUGAGGAGUUUUUACGGCCUCACCACGAGUAUUUCCACCGACGGUGAUGGACUGAUCGACGAGAACGCCAGAGCAUGGCUAGAAAUUGAUAUUGCCACGUGGAGAGAGCGCAUUCGCGACACCAACAAACAGAUUGAGAAACUGGACAUCCAGAUGCUAAAAGCGCGCGACGCCGCUGUUGCUGCCGUUAAACAGCUUGAGUGGGUGACUGAAGCGCUGGAGACUGCACAGGCGACCACGGCGGGUAUCAGUCUCGACGAAGUGCCACCCUUGACAAAAUCACAGGCGUUGGGCCUCAUGCAAGAGAUGAGUCACGAAGUGACAAGCAAUGAGCAUGACAUCCAAGUGGCGCAGAAUAUCAUCAACUUCCACAGAAGCAUCACGCUGUUGCUCUGGAGGUCGCACAGUUUGAGAAGUUCGUCACUGGCACAGUGGAGAGCGAAGCAGCAGGGCUCGAAGACAACUAAUGGUCUCUGA